Rotaria socialis is the source of this 2919-nucleotide messenger RNA. NCBI's taxonomy places the organism in Eukaryota, Metazoa, Rotifera, Eurotatoria, Philodinida, Philodinidae. The record is from the annotation of a GenBank genome assembly.
AUGCUGUGUAUUUACAUUCUGAUCAUUGCUGGCGUUGGAGCAAAUGUUAUCUCUGGAUUGCCCAGUGCUCCAUACGAUAUUCGAGUUGAUCACUAUAAAGUUGAUACAACAAAAGAUUUAGUGAUCAAUACUGAACGUCCUCGAUUUUCAUGGAAAUUAUCAAUAUCAGAACAAGAACGAAAUGUGCAACAGGUAGCCUAUCAAUUAGAAAUUAAAUCACAUAUAAUUCGAUGGGAUAGCAAACAAGUGAUAUCAAAUCAAUCAAUUCAUGUAUCCUGCAUAGGACUCAACGAUCUUCAGCCAGCCAGUUUUUAUCAAUUUCGUCUACGCGUUUGGACAACACAAUCGAAUCAAGCUAGCUCAUGGACACGUUGGAUUUGUUUUCGAACAGCAAUAUUUAACAUUCCUUCAUACAUCAAGAGUAAAAAUGACAGUUUAAUGUGGAUUGGCUCAAAUCAAAUCACUAUGAAUGAAUUGCGCAAAGAAUUUCAAGUAUCGAAUAGCAGUCCGAUUCACUCGGCCAUAGUUUAUUUGUCCGGUCUUGGCUAUUAUGAAUUGUAUGUUAAUGGAGAUAAAAUUGAUUUGAGUCGAAAGUUAGAUCCGGGUUGGACAGUAUAUGAAAAACGUACAUUAAUGGUUUCUUUUGAUCUAUUAUCAACUAUCAAAUCUGGUAUGAAUGCAGUAGGUGUCCGAUUGGGUAAUGGUUGGUACAAUCAAGAACAAUAUACACCACCUGUAGCACAGAAACCAAACUACGGUCCUCCUCGUUUUAUCUUCUUCUUGCAAAUUAUUUUCGAAAAUGGUAACGAAAUGCAAGUCUACAGUGAUCCAACAUGGGUAGGCCGUCAAAACGCCAUUCUACACGAUAGUAUUUACAAUGGUGAAUUCGUUGAUUGUCGUUAUGAUCGUCCAAACUGGGCCGAUGCAGGAUUUAAUGAUUCACUAUCGUUGUGGAUACCAGCGGAACCGAUGCUAUCGCCAGUCAACGAAACAUUACACGGACGAAUUGUGAUGCAAGAUAUGCCUCCGAUUCGUGCUGGACCUGGCGCAUUGCAUUUUGAAGUGACGAAUAGACCUAUCGGUGAAUAUUUGUCCCCGAAUGAUAUUCAUGAAAUACAAGGUGCUCUGUUAACAGAAACUGGAAUACUUAAACCGAUUGCUACAUGGUCACCAACAAUAGGCGUUCAAGUAUUCGACGUAGGCCAAAAUAUAGCUGGAUGGUGCCGAUUCACAGUUCGAGGUGCACGAGGUGUAGGGAUUUAUAUACGUCAUGGAGAAGUUUUGACUCAACCAACUGUGCCGACGAAUCAAUCAUAUAAUGAAGUCUAUACUGAAAAUCUGCUUGGCGCCACACAGUCUGACACUUACGUUCUACGUGGAGAUCCCGCUGGGGAAACGUAUGAACCAAUUUUUACCUAUCACGGUUUUCGAUAUGUUUCGAUUCUAAAUUUACCAAAUCCGAUGACUCUUGACGAUGUUGAAUGUCUUGUUGUUCAUAGUGAAACAACUUUGAAAGGUCAUUUUAUCUCAAGUAAUCCAAUCAUCAACCAGAUUCAACACAAUAUACAAUGGAGUCAACUGAAUAAUCUCAUGUCAUUGCCUACAGAUUGUCCACAAAGACAAGAACGAAAAGGUUGGAUGGGUGAUGCUGCAUUAACAGUGAAUGAGGCGUUAUAUAAUUUUGAUUUAAUCAAAUUAUAUUUGAAUUUUCUAAAUUCGAUUGUUGAUAGUCAGGGAACUGAUGGAGCUGUACCGGACACUGUACCAUUCAGUGAUGGUGACUAUCCGUCAGAUCCUAAUUGGGGUACUGCUCUGCCGACAAUUGCCUGGCAACUCUAUCGUCACUAUAUGGAUGAUCAAGUACUCUCCGUUUUCUAUUCAAACAUUCGUGCUUAUGUAGAAAGUGUACGUCGCGGUUACCAAUCGACAGGCUUAGCAAACCUUUUCUAUUCUUAUGGUGAUUGGGUUCCACCUCCACCUCAACCAAGAUCAAAUAGCUCUCUUGUUUCAUCAUUUGCAUUUAUGCAUGAUAUUUCAUUGAUGAUCAAUAUAUCACAAAUACUCGGUUAUCACAAUGAUACAGAGGCCUAUUCAAAAUUCUAUCAGCAAUUAGCCAACGAAUUUCAUCAAGUUUUCUUCAAUCAUACAUCUUAUUUUUAUGCUGAUGGCAUGCAAACAGCACAAAUACUUGCUUUGACUCUUCCAAAUGUGGUGCCAGAUAAUGUUCGUAAAUCUGUAUUUGAAUAUUUAGUAUCAGAUAUUGAACGAAAAGGUAAUCAUGUCUCGACAGGAAUUAUUGGUACAGCUCAACUCUUUCCGCUUCUUUCUGACAAUGGAUAUCAUGAUCUAGCACUUGAAUUGGUUACGUCGACUACUUAUCCAUCCUACGGUUAUAUGUUCAAUAAUCCAUACGAGAAUGCUACUACAUUAUGGGAACUUUGGGAUGUACCAUUCGAAGGGCCGGGUAUGAAUUCACGCAAUCAUAUUAUGUUUGGAAGUGUUGGUGCUUGGUUUUAUUCCCAUUUGGCCGGCAUCGAUUUAACUUUGGACUCUACUAUUAUUAUUUGGCCACGUAUGGCAUCAGAAAGUAAAAAGCAUCUCUUACUCAAACUUGAUUGUCAAUUGAAUACUUUGUAUGGGCUUGUUCAUGUGGCAUAUAAUCGUGAUGUACACGACACAGCAGCCAAUUCAAUUCAACUUCGUCUAACCGUUCCGCCCAAUGCUAAAGCUCGAAUCAUAUUUGAGCCUUUGUUUUCCGGUGCUCGAUGUGUCAAAUUAAUGGAAGGAGAUAAAUUGAUAUGGUCGGUUGAUCCAGAAUAUACUACUGAAAAAUAUCCAAUAGAAAGGCAAAUUGAUCGUGGUCUAAUGAUCGUUCACGUUGGCUCUGGCCAGUAUGAAUAUCAAGCCUAUUGGGAAUAG